AUGUUCUUUUUUAUCAUUGGAUCAGCCACAAUAGCUUUUAUUGUAUUCAGAAUUUUAGAAGAAAUCUAUAAGUGCUUACAACCCUUUCCAAAUAUAUAAGCUAAGUAUGGCAAAGACUGUUGGGCAGUUGUAACAGGGGCAUCUGAUGGGAUUGGAAAAGGCUAUUGCCAAGUUUUGGCUUAAUAAAAUGUGAACAUUUGCAUGCUUGUCAGAAAUGAGGAGAAGGCUAAAAAGUUGAUUGAGGAGUUAAGUAAGGGAUCAACCUCAAAGUUUAAGAUAGUUGUGGUUGAUUUUAACAACUCUUUGGAGGAAGGAUUUUUUGAUAGAGUAUACAAAUAGAUUGAAAAUUUGGAUAUAGGAUUGCUAAUAAAUAAUGUUGGAGUAUCACAUACAAGACCAUUAGAGAAAUACAAUGACAAUGAACUAAGAGAAAUGAUUACAGUUAAUUGUUUCCCCAUUGUAUUUUUGACAAAGAAGAUAAUUCCUAAAAUGCUUUAGAGAACAAAAUCUGCAAUAAUUAAUUUAUCAUCAUUCGCUGGAAGAGUCCCUCUGCCUUAUCAUUAAACAUAUGCUGCAACCAAAGCAUUUGAUGAUUUCUUUUCAAGAUCAAUAGCACUUGAAUAUACAAAUAUUGAUAUUAUGGCACAUAGACCAAUGUAUGUAACAACAGCAAUGACAAAUUUCAAGAAAGGACAAGGAGCUAUAUCACCAAUUUAGUCUGCCAAAGGAGCAUUACAACGAUUGGGAUUAGAAUAUUCUACUCAUGGACACAUUCUACAUAGAAUUCAGGGAUUUUUCGGUGCUGUUGUUGUACCAUCAUUCUUAAGAAAUAAAUUAGUGAAAAAAGAAUUGAAAAAAUUAGUAAGAAAAUAUUUGUGAAAUGAAUAAUAUAUAUAUUAAAAUUAAUAUUUAUGUGUUUAUAAGUGAAA
Molecule: messenger RNA, 929 nt
Organism: Paramecium tetraurelia
Lineage: Eukaryota; Ciliophora; Oligohymenophorea; Peniculida; Parameciidae
Exons: 3
Molecular function (GO): oxidoreductase activity
Source: RefSeq, a predicted model, not a curated record